Molecule: messenger RNA, 471 nt
Organism: Staurois parvus
Lineage: Eukaryota; Metazoa; Chordata; Amphibia; Anura; Ranidae
Source: the annotation of a GenBank genome assembly
UUGGGUGUCCUACAUGUGUGGGUGUUGAUGCAUUAUGUAAAACUAUUAAAAUAGCUUUUUACAUUUUAGGAUGAGUUCCUCAAAGCUGUCCGUAAUUUUAAAGGGUGCCUUGAGACUGUCCAUAAUUUUAAAGGGUGCCUUGAGACUGUCCAUAAUUUUAAAGGGUGCCUUGAGACUGUCCAUAAUUUUAAAGGGUGCCUUGAGAUUGCCCAUAAUUUUAAAAGGGUGCCUUGAGACUGUCCAUAAUUUUAAAGGGUGCCUUGAGACUGUCCAUAAUUUUAAAGGGUGCCUUGAGACUGUCCAUAAUUUUAAAGGGUGCCUUGAGACUGUCCAUAAUUUUAAAGGGUGCCUUGAGACUGUCCAUAAUUUUAAAGGGUGCCUUGACUGACUGUCCAUAAUUUUAAAGGGUGCCUUGAGACUGUCCAUAAUUUUAAAGGGUGCCUUGAGACUGUCCAUAAUUUUAAAGGGUGC